AGUAGCCACACCAUUUUAGAAAAGUCUAUUCGACAGCCAGGCAGGCAACUCCGUGCAGCAUAUACACCGUAUUUCCAAACAAUUUGACAUAAUUGUGCUGCAGGUGAGACACAAGUCCUGGAAUAAGUGAAGAGGCAGAGGAGGCAGCAGGUCACAGUAGACCAGAGUCUGCAGUGCACAGAUGUAAACAUGAACAAGAACAAUACAUCAACACAGACCAAUGCAGGUAGACCACAGACACACAGACCUCCGUCUCCAGUGCCCAGCUGUGUGUCCAUGAGGAGUGACCGGUCCAAGGAUGGUGAUCUGCCCAACUUCAGCACUGGGACAGUCCCACCUGAUGCAAAUAGACCACAGACACACAGACCUCCGUCUCCAGUGCCCAGCUGUGUGUCCAUGAGGAGUGACCGGUCCAAUGAUGGUGAUCUGCCCAACUUCAGCACUGGGACAGUCCCACCUGAAGCAACUAGACCACAGACACACAGACCUCUGUCUCCAAUGCCCAGCUGUGUGUCCAUGAGGAGUGACCGGUCCAAUGAUGGUGAUCUGCCCAACUUCAGCACUGGGACAGUCCCACCUGAAGCAACACCACAGACACACAGACCUCCGUCUCCAGUGCCCAGCUGUGUGUCCAUGAGGAGUGACCGGUCUAAGGAUGGUGAUCUGCCCAACUUCAGCACUGGGACAGUCUUACCUGAUGCAAAUGCUCUGACCCAGGAUCAGUCCAGGUGUGGAGUGUGUGACCGGGUACUGAGGGACCCAGUCAUCACCACUUGUGGACACAGUUUUUGCAGGCAGUGCAUCAGCAGCUACUGGGAGCAGCCUGGACUACCAGGGGACCAAGUCUGUCCCCAGUGUGGGAAGACAUGCAGAACCCAACCUCCUCUACAGCCUCCUCUGGAUGAACACACGGAUAUGAGCACACAGGGUGAACACACAGGCCUGAUCAACAGCAGAAGACACCUGCACAUUGAUCAUACACCAGGCAGAAAGAGGGAACUAGAUGAGGACCUGAGAAGAAUUAUAGAGAAUCAUAAAGCUUGUCUGAAGAGGAGGUUUGAGAACAUAUCUGAAGGCAUCAUCAAACCAGGAGCUGAGAUACUCCUCAAUAAGAUCUACACAGAGGUCUACAUCACAGAGGGAGAGAGUGAAGGGGUGAACAAGGAACAUGAGGUUUGGCAAGUAGAGUCAGCAUCCAGAUCUCAGACCACUGAAGACACACCAAUCAACUGCAAUGACAUCUUCAAGCCCUUACCUGGACAGGAGAAGCACAUCAGAACUGUGAUGACCAAAGGUGUUGCUGGCAUUGGAAAAACAGUCUCAGUGCAAAAGUUCAUUCUUGAUUGGACAGAUGGGAUAGCCAAUCAGGAUGUGGAUUUUAUGUUUCCCCUUCCUUUCCGUGAGCUGAAUUUAGUCAGGGGUGAUCAGUACAGUCUUCACAGGCUCCUGCUUGACUUCCAUCCUGAACUGAACGAGCUGAAAGAUGGUGAAGGAUACAAAGACUGUCAGGUUGUGUUCAUCUUUGAUGGUUUGGACGAGAGUCGGUUGACUCUGGAUCUGGAACAGAACAGUAAUUUGUCUGAUGUAAAACAAACAUCAUCAGUGGAUGUUCUGAUGUCGAGCCUCAUUCAAGGCACUUUGCUUCCCUCUGCACUAAUCUGGAUAACCUCACGACCAGCAGCAGCCAGUCAGAUUCCUGCUCAAUACGUUGACCAGGUAACAGAAGUACGAGGAUUCAAUGACCCACAGAAGGAAGAGUACUUCAGGAAGAGAAUCGGUAAUGAGAGUCAGGCCAACAGAAUCAUCACACACAUUAAGACAUCCAGGACUCUCCAUAUCUUGUGCCACAUUCCAGUCUUUUGUUGGAUUACAGCCACUGUACUUCAACAGAUGCUAGAACAGGACAGCACCCAGGAAAUACCCACAACUUUGACUGAGAUGUUCAUACACUUCUUGCUCAUCCAGACCACCAGGAGGGAUCAGAAGUACCAAGGAAGAAAUGACACAGAUAGAGAGAGACUCCUGGAAUCACAUAAGGAUGUCAUACUGAAACUGGCAGAACUGGCUUUAAAGAAUCUGCUUCAAGGGAAUCUCAUGUUCUAUGAGGAAGACCUGAGAGAGUGUGGCAUUGAUGUCAGUCAAGCCUCAGUGUACUCUGGCAUGUGCACUGAGAUCUUCAAGGAAGAAUCUGUAUUUCAGCAGAAGAAGGUCUACUGCUUUGUUCAUCUGAGCAUCCAGGAGUUUUUGGCAGCACUUCAUGUCUUUCUUUCUUUUAAAUGUAUGAACGAGAAACUGAGUGCACUUGAACUUUUUGUCAAGAAAGACCAGUUACCUUUAGAAGAGUUGCUGGAGAAAGCAGCAGACAAAGCAUUGCAGAGUAAAAAUGGACACCUAGAUCUUUUUCUUCGUUUCCUUAUGGGCAUUUCAUUAGAGAGGAAUCAUAGACUGCUGCAAGGACUACUCACACAUCCACUCAACAGCUCAGAGAGCAUCAGGAAAACAUGCAAGUACAUCAAGGAGCUCAACAGAGAAGAUAUCUCCCCCGAGAGAUGCAUCAAUCUUUUCUUCUGCCUACUUGAAAUGAAAGAUAAUUCGAUGCACCAAGAAAUUAAAGAAUAUCUGGAAUCACCAAAGGACUCUAAAGGCCAGUUAUCUCCUGCUCACUGUUCAGCACUGGCCCACAUGCUCCUGAUGUCUGAGGAGGUGCUGGAUGAGUUGGACCUGAAGAAAUACAACACAUCUGAUGAGGGAUGCAGAAGAUUGAUCCCAGCUAUGAAGUGCUGUAGAAAGGCACUAUUUGCUGAAUGUAAACUCUCAGAUAAAUCCUGUGGAAAUGUUGCCUCAGCUCUACAAUCCCCAAACUCCUGAUAGAGCUGGACCUGAGUAAAAAUGACCUGGAAGAUUCUGGUGUUCAGCUUCUCUCUAAGGGACUGUCUAGUCCCUACUGCAAACUGC
This is a messenger RNA of Alosa alosa (allis shad), 2955 nucleotides long. Its product is annotated as NLR family CARD domain-containing protein 3-like. Bases 190 to 2868 code for a protein of 892 amino acids. The transcript has 9 exons. The record is from RefSeq and is a predicted model, not a curated record. Lineage: Eukaryota; Metazoa; Chordata; Actinopteri; Clupeiformes; Clupeidae.